Molecule: messenger RNA, 2217 nt
Organism: Heterobilharzia americana
Lineage: Eukaryota; Metazoa; Platyhelminthes; Trematoda; Strigeidida; Schistosomatidae
Source: the annotation of a GenBank genome assembly
AUGAGUUCCUGUGUGGAUGCCGGUGGGAAGAACAUUACUCACUGGGAGGCAGAUUUUUCUGUAUUAAUGCCACAUUCACUUGUCCAAUUGAAGAGUUCACUUCUUCAUACACUAUUGGAAAACUUAACUCAAUCAUCAAUUUGUGGUUCUACAGCAAUAUGGCAUGUUCCAAAUCCAAUUAACUUUACAUAUCAAUACACUAAUGAUCAAUUUUCAAAAUUAAAUGACUCUUUUAUUAUUUCUACGCGUACAUUAACUAAUACUGAUAAAGAUAACACGGAAAAUGAAACCAAGAAAGUGUUGUACAAAGAGACUAUUAAGAAACGAACUCUAAUUGAUCACCAUCAACGUUGGCUUAGCGAUGAGAUCACCGAUAGUCAACCAUUGAUUUAUCAAGAAUCAAAUGAAAUCUAUUCAAUGACAUUUUCACAGUUAAAUAAUGCAGCUAAUCGUAUGGCUAUGAACUUAGCUAAUUAUCUUGAACCGAAAUGGUCAAAUAUAACAAAGAAGGUUAACAGAACACAGUUAAAUGAUACUUCAUGUUCAUUGGUGGAUGAACCAGUAGAACAUAAAAAUCAAUCGGAUACAAUAGUUGCAUUAUUUAUGCCACCAGGAAUCGACCGUAUUGUAGCACAAAUUGCAUGUAUGAAGUUACAUUUGGCAUAUAUGCCUCUUGAUCGCAAUGUUCCAGUCGGACGUAUUUCACAAAUUCUUACUAAAAUAAAACCUAUAUUAAUAUUACUGGCUAAGGAUUAUUAUGAUUUCAUAUAUGACAAAAAUGAUUCUAAAGAUGAGCUUUGUACUGAACCAACAAUAGUUACAGAUGGCGAGUUCUUAUGUGAUUCAGACAGAAAAUUAUCUAAUGAUUUUAUAGGAGGAAGUUUAGACGAACUUCGGAAUACAUUUCAGUCAUUUGAUAUAAAAGUUUAUGAAUACAUCAAAUCGAUAAAAUUGUCGAAAUAUCAUUCACGAUCAGAUAUUUACACUGCAUCAAUUCCAACUAGAUCUUGUUUAUUUCCAUUUGAAUCUGAUCCAGUUGUUUUGGUAUUAUUUACUUCAGGAAGCACAAGUUCAGGACCAAAGCCGGUAAAACUCAGGACAAUGCAGUUAUUUAAUCGUUUAGAGUGGCAAUGGAAUUCAAAAUCUGACAUGGAUUUACCUAAUACUCAAGAUACUACAGAUUCAGUUGGAUCAGUGAGACGUAUUGGUUUGGCUAAAACAGCUUGGAGUUUUGUGGAUGGGUUCACUGAAUUGUUCAGUUGUCUUUUAGCUGGAAUACCAGUAGUUGUCCCCGGUGGAUCAAUGUGUCCAAGUGAAAAAUCCGUGACUGAUGUUCAACAGCUAAUGAAUCUAACAAAUUAUUUUCAUAUUAGUCACAUUACUACUGUUCCAGCUCAGCUAGAUCUAUGGUUGAAGCAACUGCGUUUGAAGCCCAAGCAUACAGUGACAAGUAGUUUAUCGAGUUUGAGGACUAUAGUUGUAAGCGGUGAUAUUGUUAGUCCUAAACUGGCUCGUGAUUUCUUUCAGCUAUUCAGUGACACAAAAAUACGUCUUGUUAAUUUAUAUGGAACAACUGAAGUGGCCGGUGAUGUUACGGGUUUAGUACUUCAUAGUGAAGAAGAUGUGCUGAGAAACACUAAAAUUGUACCCUAUGGAUUAGAGAGAGAAAAUAAUGAACCUGGUAGAGCAGUAUUAUCAGUCGGUACUCCAAUAAAAGGAACGGCUAUUAUGAUAAUUCAGAAUCAUGAUGACGACGAUGACGAUAAUGGAGGGAAUGAAAAUCAAUUGAACGAAUGGUCAGCUUCAUCUUUGUCCUGUAUUGGUUCAAUAGACCAGAUUAUGAAUUUGGAACAACUCCCUUUUAAGAUUUUGCCCAAAGGGUAUGUAGGUCAAGUGUGCAUACUUGGAGAACAAUUAGCCGAAAACAUCAGUAACUGUCAUAUUGAAUUUUUAACAGGCCAUCUAAAAUACUCAGAUAAUCAUACUUACAACCAAGAAAAGAUAUUUGACUCAAAGGAUUGCCUUUCAAGGACAUAUAGUCGUCCGGAGAGAAUUCAAAUUUUCAUGCCUGGUGACCUUGGAUUCAUUGAUCCUGAAAACAACCAUUUAUUUAUAUAUGGUAGAACGAAUGAGUUAAUCAAAGUGAACGGGAUACGAUUUCAUGCACGUGAUAUCGACAAUUUAUUUAUAGAGUUGAAGAAAAAAAUGGGAAGCUAA